Nerophis lumbriciformis (worm pipefish) is the source of this 609-nucleotide messenger RNA. Lineage: Eukaryota; Metazoa; Chordata; Actinopteri; Syngnathiformes; Syngnathidae. The record is from RefSeq and is a predicted model, not a curated record.
AUGGCGGCCUCACGCACCGGAAAGAGCGGACUCUUGGAGAAAUGGCGGAUCGACGAGAAGCCGGUGAAGAUCGAUAAAUGGGACGGCGCGGCGGUCAAAAACUCUCUGGACGACGCCGCCAAACAGGUGCUGCUGGAGAAGUACGGCUACGUGGAAAACUUUGCUCUGGUGGACGGACGGCUUCUCAUCUGCACCGUGUCGUGCCUCUUCGCCAUGGUGGCGUUGGUCUGGGACUACCUGCACCCCUUCCCCGAGUCCAGACCCGUGCUGGCCUGCUGCGUGGUCUCAUACUUUGUCAUGAUGGGCGUCCUGACGCUCUACACUUCGUACAUGGAGAAGAACAUUUUCCUGGUGGCGCUCCAAAAAGACCCGGCCGGCAUGGAUCCCGAUCACGUGUGGCAGCUUUCGUCCUCGCUCAAGAGGUUCGACGACCAGUACACGCUGCGGGUGGCCUUCGGAGACGGCGCAAAGAAGACGUGGCGCGAGAGCCACACCACCUCGUCGGUGGCGGCCUUCUUCGACCGCAACGGGACGUUGGCCGCCGAGCGCUUCGACAAGUGCGUGUCGGAACUUCACGACACGCUGGCCGUCGACAAGAAAAGCAAAUGA